AUGUCGCAGACGACUCCCCUGGGCCCAGAAUUGAAGGUCGACCUCACUCCCGUGCAGAGUCACAUGACCCACGAACGGCACGAGGUGACAGAAACGCUGCGCAAGGCACAGCUGGGCCAGACGCUCGCUCCCGAGAAACUCAACAACAACUACUCCUAUCUCAACAAAGAGGACAAUUCGACCCCGCUAUCGUUUGCGUCCUCCAACAAAACGCCAGUGUCGAUCCUGAAAAAUUUCAAGUUCAGUCCCGACCGCAAGUCUGUCAGCGAGGACUUUGUCAACUCUCAGCCCGGCCUCCGCAUGUCCAAGACGCAGGACGGCCAUUUGAACCCGGUCAAGGGAGCGUACAAUGUCUUCGACAAGCGAUCGUCGGGGUCGCCGAUCAACGUGGUAAACCGCAAAAGAAGACGGCUUUCAAACUCCAGUCUGUGGCAGAAUCUGGACAACAAACAGCCCCAGCCAGUCGAGAAAAUCCCGCCUAAAGAGUCCAAUCUCUCCAAAAUCGUCUACAGUCUACUGUCUGACCCGCAGUGCGCGUCUAAUCUUACGCUAGUGGUGCAGAUCCUGCUCAACACGCUGGUUUUCGCCUGUUUCAUGACCGUCGUGCUGUUCUCGUUUCUGGCCGUCAAACGAGACGCAGACCGCAAGAUUCAGGGAUAUUCCAACAAGGUGGUGCACGAAAUCAACAUGUGCAAGCGCGAAUACUUUAGGAACAACUGCUCGCCCGAACUGCGCGUGCCGGCGCUCGAGGAGUCCUGCAACGAGUGGGACAACUGCAUGAACAGAGACCCGGAGGCGGUGAUCACUACAGUGGCGUAUUUCGAGAUCCUGGCCGAGUGCAUGAACGCGUUCUUCCAUAAUCUGAGUUUCCGCACGCUCUUUGGCCUUAUUUUCCUGACCCUGUUUCUUGUGCUGGUGCCCAACAUUCUGUUCAACAAAUUUAGGUCCUCGAAAACCACCACAACCAAUAAUUACUACCAUUUCAAUCCAGACCAGUCGACCGCCAACGCGUCGCAGAUCUCCCAGAUAUCCAGCAUGUCGCCGCUGCGCUCGCCAGCGAGAUCGCCACAGCGCAUAUUGGACUCGUCUGUGUACUUCACUCCUCCGGCAGCGUUGUUGAUGAAAGAGGACGGCACCAAGAUCCCGGGCUCGAGCGUGCGGUUCGACUCGAACAUCAGCUACCACGAGAUCCCUGGCCUCGAGGCUAGUCCUCUGGGCAGGUUCGUCAACAAGGAUAGAUAUUGA
Molecule: messenger RNA, 1245 nt
Organism: Ogataea angusta
Lineage: Eukaryota; Fungi; Ascomycota; Pichiomycetes; Pichiales; Pichiaceae
Exons: 1
Coding region: 1-1245 (414 amino acids)
Biological process (GO): nuclear envelope organization; lipid homeostasis
Cellular component (GO): nuclear envelope; nuclear membrane
Source: RefSeq, a predicted model, not a curated record